CACCAGUUUGUCUUGUGAAGCAGAGUGCAUGCUGGUAGCGGAACUAGCGUAGCAUAGCAUGUGGUGAAGUGGCCAGAAACACAGGGAACCUAAAGAUCAUAUGACACUGUGGCUGUGGCCUCAGUCGACCAGCGUUGAAGUGGAAGUUUUAACUCUGAGAAAGAGAGAGAGAAACACUCAGCGGCGGUAGAGUAGAGAUUGUCAGCUUGCUAACGCUGGCUAACUAGCAGUGUGUGGCUAACAGGACUACAAGACCGGCAAUCAGCGGACUGACAGACAGCAGCCAAGAGACUUGUGUAAACCUUAGGCAAUGGACAGUGACUCACAAGCCGCCUCUGAGCGAAUUCUGCUGGAACCAUACAAGUACUUGUUGCAGCUGCCAGGAAAGCAAGUGAGGACUAAACUAUCCCAAGCAUUUAACCACUGGCUUAAUGUUCCAGAGGACAAACUGCAGGUGAUCAUCGAGGUGACUGAGAUGCUGCAUAAUGCCAGCUUGCUCAUAGAUGACAUCGAAGACAACUCCAAGCUGCGGCGAGGCUUCCCUGUGACCCACAGCAUCUACGGCAUCCCCUCAGUCAUCAACUCAGCCAACUACGUCUACUUCUUAGGGUUGGAAAAGGUUCUGACCCUGGAGCACCCCGAGGCUGUACGAGUGUUUACCCGGCAGCUGCUAGAGCUGCAUCGCGGUCAGGGCCUGGACAUCCACUGGAGGGACACAUACACCUGUCCCACUGAGCAGGAGUACCGCAACAUGGUGCUGCAGAAAACUGGAGGGCUCUUUGGCCUGGCUGUGGGUCUGAUGCAGCUCUUCUCAGAUUGGAAACAGGACUUAAAACCACUGCUGGACACACUGGGCCUCUUCUUCCAGAUCCGCGAUGACUACGCCAACCUCAGCUCUCGCGAGUACAGCGAGAACAAGAGCUUCUGUGAGGAUCUAACCGAGGGCAAGUUCUCUUUCCCCACCAUUCAUGCCAUAUGGUCGCGGCCAGAGAGCACCCAGGUGCAGAACAUCCUGAGGCAGCGCACAGAGAACAUGGACAUCAAACGAUACUGUGUGGACUACCUGGAGAAGGUUGGCUCGUUUGCCUACACUCGUCAGACUCUGCGGGACCUGGAGGUGGAGGCCUACCGCCUCAUCAGGGAGUUUGGGGGCAACCCUCAACUCGAGAGCCUUGUCAAACAGCUCAGCCAAAUGCAUCACGAUGGCGAGGCCACAGUAGAGUCCAGUACUGAGCCACAACCCAGCCACAACCCCUGAACCUCACCCACCUUUCCCGGUUACAUGACUCUCAUACUGUCCCCUGCACACUCCGCUAAAACAGAAGCUUUGUUAAUACACUGAUGCAGGCAUACACAUUCCUGAAGAGCUCACCACACACACACACACACACAAACACACACACCGGUAUGUUGAUUCACAAACUGUUUUAUGAGUCACAAUGAAUCAUUAAACUUGAGCACUUUAAUUCUGGCUGACAGAUUUGACUGCGUUCAGCAGCUGUGGGACAGCAAGGCAGCCCCAAAUGUUGCCUGUCUCUCUUUAGUGAGCUAGAUGGCAUCCUUCAAGUGUUUCUUAACAAAGUACACAUCAGCAAUUUUUGUAUCCGAGUGUCGCUGUGCCGUCAGUGGAAGAAAUUAAUUAAAAUAGAAACUUACCGCUUAUGGUUUUUGGUUUGCUUUUCUUAAAAUGAAAAAUAACAAAAUGACAACAAAGCUAAAAAGCCUUCCUUUUGAUGUGCACUACAGUGCAUAUAAAUGUAUUUUUUUAUGUUUCGCCACAGAAUGAAAAGAGUUUAUCUAGGGCCGAGUGAAUGCUGGGUGUUUUUUCUGAAGUCCCUGUUUAAAAUAAGAUGUGGAUGUCUCGAGUGUAUGAUGUGUGAUUUGAGGAUCCUUAAUCAUUAAGCCGCCAGAGUGCCAAUCCUGUAGAAAAGACCUCUGCAACUCAAUUGUCUACUUGUUAUGUAAUAUGCUGGCAUCAUAUGCAAAGUGUGCUGUUUAUGCUCGGCUGUAUAUGAAUACUCUGCAGACUGUUUUUCCAUCUGGUUCUAAUUCAACACAGCUUUUCACAUCUCUAAUAUUUUAUUAGGGUGAUUCAGUUAUGAUAUUUGUGAGUAGACACUGUGCUGCAGUUGACAGCUUAUUUGCAUCUAUUGAAUAAAAAAAACAUAAAUCUGUG
This is a messenger RNA of Dicentrarchus labrax (European seabass), 2176 nucleotides long. It is a transcript of the gene ggps1, whose product is annotated as geranylgeranyl diphosphate synthase 1. The transcript has 4 exons. Lineage: Eukaryota; Metazoa; Chordata; Actinopteri; Moronidae. Gene Ontology annotation, biological process: isoprenoid biosynthetic process. Bases 311 to 1258 code for a protein of 315 amino acids. Gene Ontology annotation, molecular function: prenyltransferase activity. The record is from RefSeq and is a predicted model, not a curated record.